AUGUCCGUUGUACUUUCUAUGUUAACCAGUGCCGCGGUCUCGCCCACUGAGCGUCAACGUGCUCUGGAUCGAAUCCAUUCCGAUCCCGGUAUCCCAAGCGAUGCUACUACUUCCUCCUUCUGGCUUCAAACUCCACACCCCGACUUUGCCCAAAAAUCCUCAAAACCUCUACCCACCGAGGCAGAUGUCGUGAUUAUCGGGUCCGGAAUCACUGGCGCGUCUAUCGCACGCACCCUGCUUCAAAAUCGCGCCAAGUCAUCGUCCACUUCAUCCCAUCCCGCGGUGGUCAUGCUAGAGGCUCGCGAUAUUUGUAGCGGUGCUACAGGCCGUAAUGGCGGCCAUAUACUCGAGACAGCUGACGAGUAUGCCGAAUUCGCAGAUGCAUUUGGUGAGGAGUCGGCGCGCAAGAUCCUCCGUUUCAGACUGGCUCAUCUGCGUGAGACUUUGAGUGUCGCAGAGGAGUUGGGGCUGACGGAGGCGACACAGGCAAGGAAAGUGCAGUUCCUCAGUGCUUACUUUGGCGAGGAGCCUUGGAAAGCUGCGGUGGAAAGACUGCGUCGGUUUAAGGAGGGCAUGCCCGAGGAGUCGGCUGAGUGGGUUUCGUACGAGGGGAGCUCGAUUCCAGAGGAGUUCAAACUAUCCCGUGCAACGGGUGUUGUCGCAGGCCCAGCUGGAGCCCUCUGGCCAUAUAAAUUCGUCACGGGUGUUCUCUCCCGUCUUCUCUCUGAUUAUCCAGAAGACUUCCAUGUCGCAGGCCACACUGCGGUGCAGGCAAUCCAUUCCGGUAAUGAUUCAAAUAACCCUUACAAAAUUGAAACAUGUCGUGGAACAAUCUCCGCUAAACACGUUAUUCACUGCACAAACGCACACGUUGGCCAUCUCGUCCCCGGACUCCGAGGCCGCAUCUUCCCCGUUCGCGGCCAAAUGUCUGCACAAACACCCGGUGACAAGUUCCCGCUUCAAGCUACGAAACACUCGUGGCUCUUCAACUAUGACCGCGGGUUCGAUUACCUCACCCAGCUACCCACUGGCCAAAUGAUGUUCGGCGGUGGUUUCGCCAAUGGUGAAGGAGGUGGUGUGGCCGAUCUGGGUAUCUCAAAAGACAAUGAUAUGAGUGUCUACCUUGACAUUCAUCUGUCCGGCGCGUUGAGUGCAGUCUUCGGACAUGAGUCCUGGGGUCCGGUGCAGGGUAACCCUAUUCAGGCGAUGUGGACCGGUAACAUGUCAUUCAGCACGGAUGGAUUCCCCUGGGUAGGACGGUUGUCUACCUCUGCAACAGGUCGAUCUGAGCCAGUCGGCGAGAAUACUGGCUCAGAGUGGGUAUGUGCUGCCUUUGGGGGUGAGGGUAUGGUUCAAGCCUGGCGUUGUGGAAAGGCGUUGGGCAUGAUGAUUCUGAAGCAAGAUGAUCAGCUCGUCCCAACUGCGGAUCCGGAUUUGACUUGGUUCCCUGAGCAGUUGCUUGUUUCGGAGAAGCGAAUCUCUGAAGCAGAGAUGCCGAGGAGUAUGUCUGAAACUGGACGUCAGUCUAAUCUGUAA
Messenger RNA from Penicillium cataractarum, 1536 nucleotides. Its product is annotated as NAD(P)/FAD-dependent oxidoreductase. NCBI's taxonomy places the organism in Eukaryota, Fungi, Ascomycota, Eurotiomycetes, Eurotiales, Aspergillaceae. Bases 1 to 1536 code for a protein of 511 amino acids. The transcript is spliced from 2 exons. Gene Ontology annotation, molecular function: oxidoreductase activity. The record is from RefSeq and is a predicted model, not a curated record. Gene Ontology annotation, cellular component: cytoplasm.